AACCGACUUGGAUGGCUCCACUAUAACUCUCACCAAUCACCGUGUCCUCAAAGCUCAAGCCAACCAUCCAUCGUAUUCGUACCGCACCAUGGCCGGCGACACGGCACCGCACGUCGUGGAGGAUCUCCUCCGCCUCGUCCAGAUCCUGAGUGACGGCUCCGUCGUCCGCGGCGACGAGUCCGUCCUCGGCCCAAAGGAGCCCUUCCCGGACGUCCCCGGCGUGGAAUGGAAGGACGUGGUGUACCACGCGGCGCACGGCCUCCGCGUCCGCGUCUACAGGCCGACUUCGGUGGUGGCCGGCGGCGACAAGCUCCCGGUGCUGGUGUACUUCCACGGCGGCGGCUACUGCCUCGGCUCCUUCGCCCAGCCGACCUUCCACGCGUUCUGCCUCCGCGCCGCCGCCGAGCUCCCGGCCGUCGUGCUGUCCGUGCAGUACCGCCGCGCCCCCGAGCACCGCCUCCCCGCCGCCAUCGACGACGGCGCGGCUUUCCUCUCCUGGCUGCGCGGCCAGGCCGAGCUCGGCGCCGGCGCCGACCCGUGGCUCGCGGAGUCGGCCUGCUUCGCCCGGACGUUCCUCUCCGGCGUCUCCGCGGGCGCCAACUUGUCCCACCACCUCAUCGUCCAGGUCGGCUCGGCGCGCCUCGCGGUCAGCCCCGUGCGCAUCGUCGGGUACGUACUCCUCUCUGCCUUCUUCACCGGCGCCGAGCGCACGGCUGCGGAGACAGACCCGCCGGCGGACGUGUUCCUGCCGCUGGAGCUGUCCGACCAGCUCUGGCACAUGUCGCUUCCGGUUGGGGCGAGCAGGGACCACCCGGUGGCGAAUCCGUUCGGGCCGGAGAGCCCCAACCUCGCGCCGGUGGAGCUCCCGCCGGCUCUCGUCGUGGCGCCGUUGGGCGACGUGCUCCGUGAUCGCUCGCUGGGUUACGCGGCGAGGCUCAAGGACAUGGGGAAGGACGUGGAGCUUGUCGAGUUCGAGAGGCAGCAGCAUGGCUUCUCCGUCCUUCAGCCGUUCGGCGAGGCGGCCGACGAGUUGAUGCGAGUCCUCAGGCGGUUCGUGUACCCCGCCCGCUGAGCGAUGAUGUGCUGGUGAACGGAUGGUGAUCUCAUGACGCUGCUGUUCCUGAUGCUGUGAUAGCUGCUGUUUCGAUGUUAUGAACUUCUGGGUAGAGGUCAGAGACUGUGUCUGUAUGUUGAGUGUUGUGUGUUGGCUUGCCUUUGGAUCGAGCCUAGAAAUAAAUCUAGUCCAUUUCUGAUUGGAUGUGUUGUUGUGCAAUGGUUGAAGUUACGUUCAAA
This is a messenger RNA of Triticum aestivum (bread wheat), 1293 nucleotides long. RefSeq names its product probable carboxylesterase 15. Lineage: Eukaryota; Viridiplantae; Streptophyta; Magnoliopsida; Poales; Poaceae. The record is from RefSeq and is a predicted model, not a curated record. The transcript has a single exon. Gene Ontology annotation, molecular function: hydrolase activity. Bases 89 to 1072 code for a protein of 327 amino acids.